GACUCUACGAGGUCACCUCUCCCCUUGGCGAUGGAGCCGCCUCCUCUUCCCCAAAACCUUCCCUCCCCUCACAAUGGCGCGGCCUCAUCUCCUCCCAAAACCUGCCUUUUUGCAUGUAGGCGAAAUUUCUUUCUACCAUAGAGAUAGAGGGUUACCCUUCUCCACCCCAACAUCUCCAAAUCCCCAUGAGGGCUCCCACCCAGCACUCAACAACCAUUGCGCGACUCUUCUCUACCCACCGGAACUCCCCCUCCCACGCUCCCAAAAUUCAAUCUUUCGGCUCCCCCGGAAGAUCCCCAUCCAUCAAAACCCUCGCUAGUGCCGGCCGCCUAAGGGACGCCGUCCGAUUGCUGAUCCUCCGCCGCCACCUCGGCCUUCCAGUCCACCCGGACUAUUUCGUUGCCAUUAUUAAGCCCUGUGCCUCUCCCGGGACACUGAUGGAGGGGAGGCAGCUCCAUGCCCACAUGGUCAUCUCUGGUUUCAAUCAGGAUCCCUUCAUCUGCAACCAUUUGAUCAAUAUGUACUGCAAAUGUGGUUCCUUGGACGAUGCCCACUGGGUUUUCAGAGGGGUGGGGAAGAAAAAGUCGCAUUCUUGGAACAUCCUGAUUGCUGGCUUUUGCAGAUUUGGAUUUUUAAGUGAAGCCCAGCAGUUGUUCGAUGAAAUGCCUAAAAGGGUUGCGGCUUCUUGGAAUACAAUGAUUUCAGGCUAUGAUCGGUGGGGUCCUUGUGAGGAGGCGUUGGAGAUUUUUGUCAGGAUGAGGCGUACAGAUUGUAAUGUGGAUCAUUUUGGUCUUUCAAGUGCGAUCAGUGCUUGUAGCAAUCUCAGAUUCUUGGGGAAUGGGAGAGGGCUACAUGCAUGUUCUGCAAAGAUCGGACUCGAUUCACAUGUACAGGUUGGUAGUGCCCUUAUUGGAUUGUAUGCGAAGUGUGUGGAAUUGAAGGAUGCUAGGAGUGUUUUUGAUGAGAUGGGUGCCAGGGAAUUGUUUACGUGGAAUUCUAUGCUCGCAGGUUAUGUUCAGUGCUCAAAAAUUGAUGAGGCACUUCUAUUCUUCAAGGAAAUGCCAGAGAGAGAUGUGGUUUCUUGGACUACAGUUGUUGCUGGUCUUGCUCAGCAUGAAAGGAAUGAGGAAGCAAUUGGAUUAUUUCAUAAAACACGGGAAGUUGGUUUGAUGCCGGAUCAGAUAUCUUUUGUUAGUGUUUUAAAUGCAUGUGUUGGGGUUUUGGAUUUUGAAGAAGGGUUUAAGAUUCAUGGACAGAUAAUGAAAAGUGGAUUUGGAACUGAUGUUAAUGUUGGAAGUGCCACUGCGGCAUUCUAUGCAAAAUGUGGGUGUAUGAAUGAUGCAAAAAGAGUCACAGAUGGUAUGCCUUUGGUUGAUGAUUUCUCAUGGAGUGUAUUAAUAGCUGAAUAUGCAAAGCAUGGACAAAUUGAUAGUGCCCAUGAAUUGUUUCAAAGUUUCGAAGUAAGGAGCAUUCCAUUGUGGAAUGCCCUGAUUGGGGGUUAUUCUGAACUUGGACUGCAUGAAAAGGCUUUCGAAACAUUCGAAGAGAUGCAGAUGGAUGGAAAAAGGGGCGAUGAGUUCACCUUUGGAAGCCUCCUUAUGGGUGUUGACCUUUUGGGCAUGAAAUAUGGUGAACAACUCCAUUCACAAAUAAUCAAGAUUGGCAUUGAUUUUUCUGUUUUUGUGGGUAGCGGUCUCAUUGACAUGUACAGCUCCUGUUUAGAGUGUGAAGCUGCUGUGAGAGUAUUUAAUUCGAUUCGGCAACCAAAUCUUGUGUCAUGGAAUUCCAUGAUCUCUGGGUAUGGUUUAAACAACUUGGACAAGGGGGCUAUACUUACAUUUCGUCUAAUGAUGGCUUUAGGUGUAAUACCAGAUAAUAUCACAUUGUCACUUGUUCUUGAUUCAUGCUCAAGUUUAUUGGCACUAUAUGAGGGAACACAGUUUCAUGCUUUAGCCCGUAAAUUGGGAUUUGAUUCAGAUGUUGUGGUUGGAAGUGCUUUAAUAGACAUGUACUCAAAGUGUGAGAACAUGGACUGUGCAGCUCAAGCAUUCAGUGACAUACAUGGGCAUACUGUUGUUAGCUGGACUUCACUGAUUGGUGGUUACAUAAGAUGUGGAAUGUGGGCUACAGCAAAGAAGCUUUUUGAAAUAAUGCCAGAGCGGAAUGUUGUUUCUUGGAAUACAAUGCUUUCAGGAUAUGCAAAAUAUGGCUUUGGAUUAGAGGCGCUAAAUCUCUAUCAUCAAAUGAAUAAAUCAGGUCUGCUGCCAGAUCAAGUAACUUUUUUUACGGUCCUAUCAGUUUGCAGCAACUUUUUGCUGGGAGAGAAUGGGAAACAGGUACAUGCCCAGAUAUUUAAAACUGGCUAUCAUAUGAAUGCACGUGUCAGCUCUGCCCUGACUGUGAUGUACCAGAAACUCGGAAAGCUUGCGGAUGGGGUGGAUUUGUGUUCUGGCUUCAUUGAUUUCAAGCAUGGGAACGUUUUGGAUAGAACAGAGCCUGAUGCUAUAUCAGGGAACAAUUGAACUUUUGGCAUGUUUCUGUUUCACUUGCUUUCAUUGGAUGAGAUUCUGCAGCAGCAGAAGGUAGCUCAUCUUGUUUUUUGUUUGAAUGAAGCACCUUCUGCAUCAGAUCACUUAGAGUGGACAUGCUGGUCCUCUUUAACAUACCAUUUGAACAUCUAAAUAUUGGCUCGGUCGAAAGAUUUACCCAGUCGUUUGAAGGGCAAACAGAUAGCCAAAGACGCUGAUGCAAGUUGUUGAUGAAGCAUGUGACUGCUAUGCAUCUGGAAGGCAAAGGCAAACUGCGGAUCUGAUUUGCUCGAGGCAGUUUCUUAAAGUGGCUUGUAGAGCAUUUCCUCUGGUGUUGCGUUCUCCAUUAAACAUCAAAUGAAGCUGUACGAGAUGGUACAGCAGCUGAACAUGUUCUUAUUGGAAGGGGAAUCUUGUUUGAUCUGAGCUAUCCAAACAUUUGUUAAGAGUUCAUAUGCAAAAAGAUUGGCAAAUUCAGUUAAAAGGAUCCUUGAAGGCUCCUGGUGUAUGUCCUGCAGAAGGACAAAAACAAUGAGAGCAUCAUUGUUGUGUAACAGUCUGCUGAGGAAAAAGGUGGAAGCUUAGAAAAAAAGAAACAAAAAUUUCCACAAGCUCCCUCAUCUCUCUCAUUUUACGAUGUCUGGAUAAAAUAUGCAUGUGCAACUACAGCUGUGGAUGUUUUUAUUGCUCCCGUUUAUUUGUUUUCUGGGAGAAAAUAACCACCUUAAUUACAAAUAAAUUUGAAGGAAAAAUAAGGUGUGUUCAUAACCUGUAUUUGAUUUAUAAAGAAAAUGUCAAUGUACAUGAGUACAAAAAUUGAAAUUUUAUUAAGUGGUUCGAAUAUUUGGUUGUGCCAUGAGUAACAGUAUGGCAUCAGGGGGACUGAUCUUCUAUAAUAGAUUAUCCUCUUAUUUUUC
Phoenix dactylifera (date palm) is the source of this 3445-nucleotide messenger RNA. The record is from RefSeq and is a predicted model, not a curated record. NCBI's taxonomy places the organism in Eukaryota, Viridiplantae, Streptophyta, Magnoliopsida, Arecales, Arecaceae.